AUGUCGCAAAGAUAUUGGCGAGGCGACGGUUAUCUCUCAGUACCAAACUUUAUUCUGCGCAAAAGGUCUGACAGGCAUUAUUUGGGUACAGUCAUGUUGAUGUCCGGAUUUGUUGUUGAUAUCGACACACGUACGUUGACGUCUGACACCCUGAAUGGUGUUCAUGUCGGCCAUUCACAGUCAAACUCCUCUAAUGCGCACUCAAAUUCGUCGGUAACAUUGACAGAGCGACCGAUAACCGCAUACACGUCAUACCAACGACCUGGGUAUGAUCUCCCCCUGGCUCAUGGAAUACCUUUGCGCAUCUUGGCCCUAGGCGCCUCAACAACCCGAGGCGAUAGCGUGGCGGAGGUGGAUAAUAACGGGUUUCGAAGACCGCUCAGACAAAGAUUGACGACCCUGGGUAAUAAAGUAAACUUUGUCGGCACAGAGAGGCUUGGAAAUAUGACCGACAAUGAUAUUGUUGCAGGACCAGGAGUCCGAGUGGACACUAUCCAUGGAAUGGCCGAACAGAUUGUGUCUAAGAGCAAACCAAAUCUUAUUCUUGUUAACGCAGGCACAAACGAUUGCUUGAUGCAUGUCGACAUUGACAACUUUUACAAGCGUUAUGACAAUCUGGUGCAGUACCUUCUCAUGGCUUCACACAAGGCGACCCUUGUUCUUGGAACACUGCUGCCGACCUGGAAUACUCAGUUCGACGGAAGGGAAGACGUGUUUAGGGUCAACCCUCAGAUCCGCAGAUUGGCAAAAAUCUAUCAGAAGCAGGGAUUACCAGUUGUUCUUGCUGAGAUGCAAGGACCCGAUGGCAUUCAGGAUGAGAAUCUUGCUGAGGAUGGCAUGCACCCGGCAACUGCGGGAUAUGAAAUGAUGGCCACGAAACUGUUCGAGGCCAUAGUCGAGGCCGAUGCCAGAGGAUUUUUGCAGCCAGCUGAAACGGUUCCCUGGAUUUCAGAUGACGGCGAAGAGGGUAGGAAAGACGAAUCCAACUACCAAAACUGGUACAAGCAACAACGAAACCUGGAGACCGAAUGGAAAGCGCGCGAGGAGUCAGAGAUGGCUAAGAUGGAGGCCGAGCUCGAGAUUAUGAGACAACAACGCAAGGCGUCUGGACAGUGA
Truncatella angustata is the source of this 1116-nucleotide messenger RNA. Its product is annotated as SGNH hydrolase-type esterase domain-containing protein. The transcript is spliced from 3 exons. Gene Ontology annotation, molecular function: phosphatidylcholine lysophospholipase A1 activity. Lineage: Eukaryota; Fungi; Ascomycota; Sordariomycetes; Amphisphaeriales; Sporocadaceae. The record is from RefSeq and is a predicted model, not a curated record. The coding region runs from base 1 to 1116 and encodes 371 amino acids.